AUGGGGUCAGCUGUGGGGCAAGCGGCGCAGCCCCCCGAGAUGGCACCGUACGUCCGGACUCGAACCCUCAUAGAAGGGAAAGAAGAAGCAUUAGCUUGGACGGAAUUAGAACCCGUCCCGCUGAGGUUUCAAAUACGCGAGAUAGGAGAAGUGAAGCUGAUUCUCCAGAACGAAAAGUUAUCCAGUGUUGAAUUGGAGGUCAUUAAAAAAAGCAUAAGGCCUCACACGAUUAUCACCUCGGAGAACACAGACGCCGAAACCGAGGAAACCCAUGCAGAGACCAAAAUCGAACCAACCCCUCAGUGGAACAAAACGGCGCAAGUCUUCAUGAAAAAUAUGAGGAUGUAUGAAAAGGUAUCUCCGCAAGAUAGACCAAGAAUUCCAAGACUCAAGGGCUCACGAAGAAUCCUAGAAUGCGUUGAAAGAAAAAACUCAUCUAGUAUUCAAGAUCACUCCAGUAUUGAAGAUCUGAUCGACUGUGUAUACGCAGGGGCGAUUACAGUUUGUGAGGAGAAUGGAGUUCGUCUGUUCGAUAAAGAAUUUAAGCCGAAAGAAGAAAAUAUCCCACCUUGGAGGACGCGUCUGGAAAGAAAAAUUAAUAAUAUUAGAAAAACAAUAGGUACACCAACCAGGAAAAUGGUUAAACGAGUAUCACGCAUAGCCUCACAACAUCAUAUUAAGUCUCACAACGAACAACUCAGGCAGAAGCUUAUAAUACUAUCUGAUACUCUGAAACAAAAAAUAAAGUCUUUGGGAAAUCGUAUCAGGCGAUAUAAUGAAAGGGUUAAAAGAUACAAAAAUAAUCAACUCUUUUACAAGAAUCCCAAACAAUUCUAUCGCACACUCGAGGGAACUUCCUCAGACAACAAAACUUACCCAACACCAGAAAGUAUACAUACAACAUGGAAAGAAAUAUGGAGUUACUCGGGAGAUCAUGAUGAUGAGGCGUUUUGGAUUAAGGAAGCAGAAGCUGAAUCUAAUAAAUAUGUUAUGGAACAAAUAAUCAUAACUGAUCAAGACAUAAAAACCGUUCUGAAAAAAACAAACAACUGGUCUGCACCGGGGCCUGACGGGAUCCAUAAUUACUGGUGGAAAUAUUUCGAUUCGACGCAUAAUCACCUGGCGAAGCUCUUCCAAGAAGCUUUAAAAAACCCAUCAAUAAUACCUGAAUCAUGCACACUUGGAAUCACGCAUAUGCUUCCAAAAGGAACAAACAAUGAAGAUCCCAAAAACUACCGACCAAUCACGUGCCUCCCGACGAUAUAUAAGAUACUUACGGGAAUACUAACACAAAAACUGUGGAGACAUGUUGGCAGGUACAAUAUUAUGGCACGUGAGCAGAACGGCUGUCGAAAGAAUGCUAAAGGAUGUAAGGAACUACUGAUCAUCGACACUAUCAUAAAAAAGCAAGCAAAAAAGAAACAGCGCUACGUGAUAGAGAAGAGGAACAAUACCAGUAUCAACCACCACCUUUACAUUGAUGAUCUCAAACUGUAUGCUGCCAACGAAGAACAAUUGAUGAGAGAACUCAAAAUAGUAGCAUCAUUCACUGAAACCAUAAAAAUGGAAAUGGGGUUGGAUAAGUGCGCUGUAUUACACGUGAAGAGGGGAAAGCUAACAGAAGGAGAAGCAAUGAAAGUUCAAGAUCAAAAUACCAUUCAAACACUGGGACCAGAAAGAACAUACAAAUACCUAGGCAUCCAACAAGGCCUAGAAAUAAGAAACAGUGAGGUCAAAAUCAUAUUCAAGGAGAAAUUCAUAAAUAGGCUCAAGAAAAUCUUACAGAGCAAAUUAAACUCCAAAGCGAUGUUCACGUCAAUAAGCACAUUAGGGGACUCUUUAUAA
Messenger RNA from Coccinella septempunctata (seven-spotted ladybird), 1845 nucleotides. RefSeq lists its product as uncharacterized. NCBI's taxonomy places the organism in Eukaryota, Metazoa, Arthropoda, Insecta, Coleoptera, Coccinellidae. The transcript is spliced from 4 exons. The record is from RefSeq and is a predicted model, not a curated record. The coding region runs from base 1 to 1845 and encodes 614 amino acids.